UUCUACCUUGGGUGACCCUAGGCCAUGGGAUUAAGGGAUCGGUGGAGAAGGGGGAGCUCUGGAUGAUGCCUCAUGGUUAAGAAUCCAGGUGAUAGCCUCCACCCUUCACUGAGACACUUUCGGGGAGUCUUCAGAAGCCAGAGGGCUUUGCGAGGAGAAAGAAGAUCUCGCUGUGGUUUGUGGGCUCCCUGCUGCUGGUGUCCACCCUCAUCCUGACCAUCGGCCUUGCUGCCACCACCAGGACAGAGAAUGUGACUGUGGGCGGCUACUACCCAGGGAUCAUCCUGGGCUUUGGGUCCUUCUUGGGCAUCGUUGGCAUCCACCUGGUGGAGAAUAGAAGACAAAUGUUGGUGGCGGCCAUUGUCUUCAUCAGUUUUGGUGUCGUGGCGGCCUUCUGCUGUGCCAUAGUCGAUGGCGUGUUUGCAGCACGGCACAUUGAACCUAGGCCUCUCAGCACAGGACGGUGCCAGUUUUACUCCAGUGGGACUGGGUACCUGUAUGACGUCUAUCAAACAGAGGUCACCUGCUACUCCCUGAGCGGAAGGUGCCAGCUGAGAGUGAGGAGCAACACCUGCUAUUGCUGUGACCUCUAUGCUUGCGGGAGCACAGAGGCUUCUCCUGCCUACUAUGAAUUUGUGGGUGUGCGUAGCUGCCAGGAUGUGAUCCACCUGUACCGGCUGCUCUGGGUGUCCACGGUGCUGAAUGUUCUGGGCCUGUGCCUUGGCAUUAUCACGGCUGCAGUCCUAGGGGCCUUCAAGGACAUGGUCCCCCUGUCUCAGAUGGCCUAUGGCCCAACUCCGCCACCUCAGAUCCUCUACAACCCUGCCCAGCAGAUCCUGGCCUACACUGGCUUGUGCCCUCCAUCUAUGACUGUGCCAACCUGUUCCUCCUACCCUCUGCCGCUUCAGCCCUCCAGUGCCCUGUCGGCCUCAUCCUCUGCUGACCUCUCUCGGCCUGAGGACACAGCGUCUCCCUCCCAGUGCAACUCCAGCCAUGGGCCUUCUCCUAAUGCUCCUUCACUCUGCACACCAACCUACUUCCUCCCCGGGGAGAAGCCUCCCCCCUACGCACCCUGACACGGAGGUAGUACAUCUAAAAGUAACACUUGGUUUGGGGUUGCCAGAAAUAAAACAAAACUAAUAAAAAAAAACCACAUCCAGAAAGCAUGCCUCUGCAGCCAGCCUCAGAGAAUUUAGAAGUAUCUGGAAGCUGAAGCUGUGCACUUUCUUCUCUUGGACACGCCCUCUGCCAGCACAGGCCAGGAGCAGAGGCGGAAGCAGAGUCAGCUGUCUGGCCCAGUGCCAUCUCUGCUGUCCCCUCUCCCACAUGAGACCCUAGCCUCGCCAUCCAGAAGGGCUUCUCUGCACCUGCGUCAUUCUGUUUCACCUCUAGUCUUGGUUGGUUCUCAGUUGCUAUUUUCUUGCCACGCAAGGGUAGCCAGUCACCUCUGGUAAAGAUUGUUCCUUCAGGAAAGGCAUCACAGGUUGACAGACUUUCGUGAGCAUGUCCCUCAGGAGGAAGAGACCAAACCCCUUCUGUGCGUAUGUUCUGAGAAGGACCAGAGAGAACCCUGAGCUCUGCUUUUCCGAUGCGGGGGUGGGGGAUAAGCUUGAGCAAACACCCAAAGUUACUUCUAGAGACCUUUGAGUUCUGCCUCUGCAAGAUCCACCUUUUGGCAGACUCAGAAUCUCAUAUUCAUUUCCCUCGUGGUGCUCUGCUGAUUUGUUGCUACUGGCUCAUUCAUUGGCUAGCUGUUGUGUGGACACUGGGGCCUUUCUUCCCCUCUCUGUGAGGUCCAGAACUAGCAGGUGGGGGUAGAGAGGACCAGCCUGUGACGAUGCAGCUCCUGUGCCCCCUGCUGGUCAAGGCCACUCUGUCCAGUAGAUCUCACCCAGGCAGGCUAGAGAUAUUUUCUAAAUAGGGUUUCCCACAAAGGCCCACAACACAGGAAGCUGACAGGUCUGUCUGUGGAGAUGUGCCGUAAACCCGAGAACUGCUUACCCAUCCCUGAAGGGCUGAGGCAGCCAUUGGUCUGAGGACUGGUCACUUGGCCUUGCAGCCUGAGAAAGCAAGUAUAGUGGUUUCUAUUUGAUGCUGGCUGACCUUGGAUCCAGCAUGAUUGUGCUUUCCUAGAACUUCCAGGAACCUGACCUUAGCCUCCCUAGACCAAUAUCAAACAAUAUUCUGCCAAUUUAUAUUUAUACCAAUGUAUAUACUAGGCUAUUUAAUAUCUCUUAGGACCACAGUUUCAGAGGCAUUUGUGAAAGUCUCCUAAGAAUUACACUUGGAGGCAGCAGGACAAAAUCGUCUCUGGACUUUAAUGGGGGGGGGGGGGGCUUUGGCACUGCUUCUUAAUGGGGCCGGGGGCCAGCUGGCUCUGUCCCCUGCCUUGCGUCUACCCAGAGUGCACAGUUAAGCAGAUCUCACAAGGGGCAUAGACAUGCCACAAUACUGGCUGUAGAAGAAGGGUGUCCUGCACAGCAAUGGCAAGAUUCCUGUCACGUGUAAGCGUGAGGUUCAGGAAGAUGAGGUUGACCAGAUGCACAGGAGGCAUCCUUGCUGAAGCCACACAGUGGGUGUCUUUUCUACAGGAUUGGGACAGAGGGCACCUUGUCUGUGUAGUGAGUGUACAGAGAAGAGCCAGGCUCUGGAGGCUGAUGGGUGCAGGGUCCUGCCCCCCCCAUCUACUUUUAUAUUACACUACCCCAGUUUAAUAUUCAGUCCCGUGUACUGGGCCCAAUGGGCUUGACCUCUGAACUUCCUAAACUGGCCCCCGGGACUCUGAAGAACAAUAAAACUGCAGUGAGCCCAUGCUCACUGGAGCCAAAAACUACGAAACAUUGCAUGCCAAGGUCAACAUUUGUGUUCAUUGCCACAAAAAUGUCUUUCUCCCUUGUCUCCGGCAGAGAAUGUAAGGCCCUGUACCCUAGUCUCCAGAGCUGGCCCCACAAACCACACUAACCUGCAGUGCGGGCAGAAACUCUUGAGUGUCCUGCCUUCAUGUGGACAAGGCUGGGAAGCCAGCUGGGGCCUGCAUGCUUGGUGGCUCUGGACCAGGUCCUGAUGACUUUGCCUCUUUGAAUGUCACCCGAGGGUCUGCUCUGUGCUUGGCUUCUGUGCUGGUUGGUGAGAUUUGUUCUCGGUCACCUGCUUUGUCGUGGAAUUGGUCACUCGCAUCUGCUUUUGGGAUGAUGUAAGAUAUGCUUGUCCCGAGUCUGUGGUAUGGUGAGUGUGCGUGGGUAUGAAUGGGGUGGGUCAUGCCCACUAGUGAGAGACGCUGAGCUCUUCUGCUUACCGGAUCAGCCUGCCUGAAUCAGGGUUCCACUUGCACCAUCUCCUCUGUGGGUCACAGCCACUAUAGCUUUGCUUCCUCAGCCCCAGUUAUCAAGAGCUUGGUAGUGGAUGACAUGGCCACAGAUAUGCCCCGGUGUGCACAUCCUUGUUGGUCAGCAGGGAAUGUUUUACUGGGCCUGCUUGGGUCUCAUACUUGCUUCUCUCUCACGUGGUCACUCUUAGGUUUGUAGGAAGUUGUCUGUUCUGGAAAGGGACCCUGCGAUCUUGGGUGUCUCCAAUACCUUCCAGCUAGAACACAUUGCUUUCCUUCAUGUUUAAAUGGAGAUCUGCAGGCUUUGUGUUGAGAAAUACAGUGAAACUGGUCUCCUGCCCUGAAACUGCUUUCUAAAAGGUGACUUUGCCCUAGGUACAUUUGGAAAAAUCUAGAGACAUAUUUCUUUAUCAGACUAUGUCUGAGGGAGGAUGUGGUGCUGACAAGCUGCCUGAAUGCAUGGUAGGGUCCCAGGCUGAAGAAAACAGCCCCAAGGAUACAAUGAAAAAUGUAAAAGUUCAUCCCUAGAAAAAGAGCUUUGCAAUGAAUUCAGGUGAUAAAGAUCAUAGUAUCAUAGUCCAUCCUACCUCUUCCCCUCGUCUUCCCUCAAAAGGUUCCUGGUACCCCCCUGGGUGUCCUUGUAGUUUGGCCACUUGGGCCCAGGGAAGUGAGGAUCCCAUGGCAGGCAGCUGACAGAUGAUUACUGCUUUAUUUGGCAGGAGAUGGUAGAAGGUUUGGUGCCAGCCAAGGCUGAGGAUGGGUGCAACAUCAGGGAGGAGAGGUGUCUGCUCUUCCCACAGUGUUGUUGCCUCCUUAGGGCAGAUAAGGAAUGCCAAGUAUGUGGCUGCCCCCCACUACCCUUGUCUGUGUGGUCCAGCUCCAAACCAGCAUUUGUCCUGCUCUGUUCUUGGCCUCGUGACCUCCUGGAGAGAUCUGGGGCUGCUUGGAGGACACUCAUGAGAACAUUCCAUGAAAACAUUCCAGAGUUGCCUCCAACACAUGGAAAAACCACUGAGGUCUAGGGGAUGCUGCUUCUCCAGUUUAAAUAAGAUGUGGGCUUCUAUGGCUGCCUGAGGACAAACAGAGGCAGCUGGGAGUCCCAGGCAGGGCUCUACUUCCUACCUUCUUGGAGUUGUGUUCAACAGUGUUGUUUCUAUCUUCACCAUAACUUACAGGAUGCUGGAGUUAAAAUCAGCGGCUCCUAGCUCCUUCCCUUAUGAAGAAAUGGUAGCUCAGAGACACUGGGCUGCUGUUUCUUGUGUCUCUGCGGCCCAGGGAGGGUGCAGUUCCCUCGGCUCUGCUCGCAGAGCAGCCUUGGAACAGAAAACCAGACCUUUUCUUUUAAAUGGAACAGGGGCAGCCAAGAGAGGCAAUGGAGAGUACAGGGAGAGAAGGGAGAUUCUGUAUAGGUACCACCCCUACAUCCUGGCUGCCAGGGACAGCGUUAAGAAGAGUUCUCUCUGUGGGGGCUGAUGCAGAGGUGUGUAGGACUGUCUCCAUUUGCAGAGAAAGCUGAGGUUCGGCAGCUUGCUGGUGAAGCCAGUCCCAGCCCUUGCCCUCAUCCAUGUGAGGAGAGGCUCCUGCCA
Molecule: messenger RNA, 4911 nt
Organism: Alexandromys fortis (reed vole)
Lineage: Eukaryota; Metazoa; Chordata; Mammalia; Rodentia; Cricetidae
Gene: Tmem255b
Product: transmembrane protein 255B
Exons: 9
Coding region: 345-1076 (243 amino acids)
Source: RefSeq, a predicted model, not a curated record